Messenger RNA from Stylophora pistillata, 5190 nucleotides. RefSeq lists its product as uncharacterized. The record is from RefSeq and is a predicted model, not a curated record. Gene Ontology annotation, molecular function: protein binding. NCBI's taxonomy places the organism in Eukaryota, Metazoa, Cnidaria, Anthozoa, Scleractinia, Pocilloporidae.
UUGCUUAAACUCCCUAUUGAAGUAAUAGACGAAGGGAAAGGUAUGAGUCAGAGAGAUAACGUACAAGAAAUACUGGAUACACAAGCAAUCAAAAGAGAUUUCAGGCCCUGAAGUAGAUUAAGAGAUGGCAGCCGCUGCACCAUCGUCACUGGCCAGCUCUGAAGAGACGACAAAUGGAAGCAAACUCAGCAGACUUAUAAUCGAUGGUGGAACAACAGUGUUACGAAAGAUUUUCGACACUCAUCACCCUCCUUUACAGCUAUCUGCAGGUCUCAGUGCUAACUAUUCACUCCUGAGUAGUUUGUUAAAGAAAAAGGUCUUGCGAGUUGCUCAGUGGGACCAGUUGUUCCCACACGGGGGAGCUUCACCAGAUUCCAAAACCUUUGAUAUUACUCUUCUCUUUCUUCUUCUUACUAAUAUAUGCGGACUAUCCCCUCCCCCACUUGGAUGGCAUGCAAAGCCUUCUCCCGGUGACACCUCUCUUGAAGCGAACCUCGUUCGAGUGAAGCUCUUCCGAAAUAAGCUGUAUGGCCACGUGUCCGCGACUAGUAUCGACUCGCUCACUUUCUCCUCUCUGUGGCAUGAUAUUAGUGUUGUGCUUGUUACUCUUGGUUUGAAUCAGGCAGAGGUGGAUCGAUUAAAGGCGGAAAACUGUGGAGAGGAGGAAUAUCUUGACCUGUUACUUAAAUGGUGUGAAAGUGAAGAAGAAAUCAAGUCACAGUUGAAUGACAUUCAUCACUCGCAAACUGGAGUGCAAAAAAGUAUUGAAGAUAUAUGCCAGACUCAGCUGAUAGGUCACCAGUUAGUUCAGGAUAGCAACAUUAAACUCGACGAGAUACACAGUUUCCGGUGUAAAGAACGCAAACGAAUGAAAGAACAGCGACAUUGCCUCGAAGAACUACGUCAAAUUCAAAUUAACGAUCAGAGAACAUUAGCGGAAAGUAAGAUCAAACUUGACGAGAUGUCUCAGUUACAAACAAAAUCAGACCAAUGCGUCAAAGUGGUACAUGAGACGCAGUUGGAAACACUCAAAGUACUCGACGAUAGCACAGUCAGAUUGAGAGAGGUACAUCAGACUCAAAUUGACACAAAGGAAGCUAUCCAUAAAUUGCAUCAGUUGCAUCAAGAAGAUUACAAAGAAGCUGACGAGACAAAAUCCAAACUCGAGAAGGUCCUACGAAAUCAAGAAAGGCACCUUGAAGCUUUUAAGCACAUUGAGCAUGGAGAGAAAAAUGCGACAGAGGAAGCUAGAAAUCAGAAAGAGAAUGAAAUCCUAACAAAAAUCGCAAAAGUUGACUCAGAAAAAGAAGUCAAAUACCACACAGAAAGGUAUCUAGAAGGAACUCGUGUGUCCAUUAUCACGACGGUAGAGAAUUGGUUGGACGAUAGAGGCUCUCAAAAUCGUGUGACCGUGAUAAGUGGAAAUGCAGGGAUCGGGAAAUCUGUCAUCUCUGCAGUUGUCUGCAAAAAACUACWAGAAGCUGGCAGAUUGUCAUGCAGUCAUUUUUGUCAGCAUGAUAAGGCGCGCUACAGGAAUCCAAAAGUGAUGCUCCAGUCCUUGGCAAGCCAGUUGUCAGAAUCCCUACCUGAGUACAAGAAAGCCAUCGUCAAUUCACUUUCUAGGAAUCUGGGGGUCGAGCUUAACAACGCGGAGGUAAAAGAGCUAUUUGAAUUGCUCUUUCAAGUACCUCUCAAAAGCCUCAAAGCCCCUGACAAAAACAUUCUUAUAGUGAUAGAUGGAUUGGAUGAAAGUGAGUACCGCGGACGAAAUGAGCUGCUAGAGCUUAUCUCUGACCACUUUAGCAAACUUCCAUGUUGGAUUCGAUUUCUCAUUACAACUCGUUCAGAAAUAAACAUCUCAGAAAGGCUCAAGAAAUUCCAACCUCUUGAGUUGAAGCCAGACGAUGAAGAGUCUUUAAAGGACUUACGGUUGUUGUUUGAAAAGAAACUAAGUCAUUUGAUUCAGCAAGGUUAUCAGGAAACCGUCAUACCUGAGCUGGUUAAAAAAUCCGAAGGACUUAUUUUAUAUGCCUAUUUGCUAGCUGAUUUUUUAAGUCAGAACGUGCGUCUCCUUACUCCAGACAAUUUGGACAGUACGUUACCCUCCGGCAUUUCCUCUGUGUACCAAACCUAUUUCCAGCGUCUGGAAGAUGAACUUUCCAGAGAACUGAACAUCAAAGAGGAGCAGUUCUUAACCUUCCUAAGCGCACUCGUGUCUGCAAGAGAACCUUUGCCGAUAGCUUUCAUUACUGAAAUUAUCCUGACCGCUAAAAACUCUUUAGCUGAUUGGCGAAAAGUAAGAAAGGCAAUCACAUGCAUUUCAUCUCUGUUACCUGUUCGAGAUGACCGUAUUUACUUCUUUCACAAGUCAGUUAAAGACUGGUUGACUGACAAGACCUCUUAUGGGCAACACGAUUUCACUGUGGAAGAAACGGAAGGCCAUCGUGUUCUCUCUAAACUUUGUGCCAAGGAACUUGACGAUGUUAAACAUAAAGAUGUACAAAGCGAAGCGUUUAACAGCACCAUCAAGUAUGCCUUGCAGCAUGGUGUUCAACACAUGUUGGAAAUGGGAAACUGUUCUAACAAAAGUAUUUUGGAAGAAAUUGUGAAGAAAUAUGUGAUAGACUUACAACUUGUGUAUUUGAAAAUUUGUGCAGACAAUACAGCCGCGUCAGAAGACAUCGUUUUUGUUAAAAAACAAUCGUGUUUUGAUAAGUUGAAUGUGAAAGUACAGAAUGCCCUCACUACUUUGUUGUUCUUGUUGAGAAAGUUCAUCGCUGAGUUAACACAGCUACCUCAUGUGAUCUUCCAAACCCUAUUGAAUGAAGGAGGUCCUGAUCUGUCUUCUGAAGCGUUAACCCUUUUGACGGGAAAGUAUUCCAAGAUACCAUGUAUGGUGUACAUGUCCCAGGAUAGGAACAACCAGGUGACAACGAUGAAAGCCCAAUUUGAAACGUCGUCUGCAGUGGCCUGUUUCGACGUCUCACCACAUCGAGACUACAUGGUUUGUGAAUGUAAGGAUGGCACCAUUCAACUUUGGUCGUUGACCACAGGCAAACUUCUUUGGAAUCGUGCCGUGAUUGUCGCUAAGCGAUUUCGGCCGAAAUUUAAACGUGCGUAUAGAAUGGUCCCAUCUUCAGAGGUGUUAUGUCUUUACCGCUCCGUUGUAUUUCACCCCACCCAGGAAGUUGUCUUACCGGGCAUUCUCAGCCACGCUUAUACCUUUAAGGGAGAUCUGAGGCCACUUUUUCCCAAAAGUCAAUGCGAGUUUGCAGUUUGCUCCGUUUCUGGGGACAAGGCCUCCAUAUUAACGGAUAGUCCACAUGACGCUAAAUGUAUUGUUUUGUGGAGUCUAGUGUCCGGUUCAGAGAUUUCUCGCACAACAAGAAAAGAAGAUGUGCUGUCCUUUGCUUGGUCUCGAAGUGGAAGUAUUUUAGCAAUUUCUUACUCAACUGGCUCUGUUGAUUUGGUUGAUGUCAGGGACAGUUUUAAGACGCUGGCACAAACAAGAAUUCCAGAAGUGUGCGGAAUGAUGAAGUUCUUUCCUGUUCAUCGACACCUUAUAUGCCUGCACGAGUCUACAGCAGAUUUGAUUUCCUCAAAAAGGUACAUUUUGAAUGUCGAUGGAGAGAAUAUUAGCCAAAUCUCUUCUUCAGAUGUUCCUUUGGAAAAGACUCCAGGCAGAAGGUACGAUUCACUGUGUGAAUGUGGUUUUUUGUUUGGAGAUCCUCUUCCCUGGAUACCGCAUAUUACAUUACCAUCGACAGAGUUUUUGUUGGAUAAAAACACUCUACUUGGAGUGUAUAAAAUAUCCACCAGAAUUUUAAUGCUGAAUGCCAAUAGUCCUACAGACCCAGCAGCUAUUUCCUCCACUCAAGUCAACGUUAACAACGUGGCAUUUUCUUUGAAUGGAGAGACUUUAUACAUCGUCAUUGAAGCUGCUGUACCUUGGGCUUUGGGUUGGGACGUAAGGAAUGGAGAGCUCGCAGCAAAGAAGAGGUUACCGGAAAAUACAGAGCAAACUUGGCUUGUACCAGUCAGAGAUGGUGUACUUUUGGCGACAAAUGGACGCACACUUGAACUCUGGAAUUUUCAGUUGUCUAAGUGCACUCGACGGUGGUCCGAUUUGCGCCAAAUUGCAGAUAUUAUCCUAGUAUCAGAAGAACGUGUACUAUGUGCUAAAGACACAUUUGAGUUGAACAUCGUAAAUACAGUUUCGGAUGAAAUUGAGGCUACAAUGUUUACACAUAAAGAAGAAUGCAUUCCAUGCAACAAUAAACGCCACGUGAUAACCUCUGAAGAACGUGUGCCAUGUGCUAAAGACACAUCUGAGUUGAACAUCGUAAAUACAGUUUCAGGUGAAAUUGAAGCAACGAUGUUUACACAUGGAAAACACGUGCACUGCAUUGCAUGCAACAGUAAAUGCCACGUAUUAACCUCUGAUAAUCAAACGGUUCAGCUGUCGGAUGAUAAAACUGUUUUAUGGAAAAAGGAUAUGAGUGUUUUGUGCGGGCUAUUUUCUCCAGAUGAGAGUCUUGUCAUUCUGCAGAGGCAGUGGUUUGGAGAGGAUUUGAUGGUCCUUAAUGCAGUUUCGGGAAUCACACUCUUUUGCAUAGCCUGCUUGCCUAUUCCUUUUGGCUUCCAGUUUAUCAGUAAUGAGGAAAUUGUUGUGAGUUCGUUUGAUAGGAGAGUUAAGCGUCUUCGACUCUUCAGUGUCAGGUCUGGUGACUUACUCAGUGUCCUUCAUGUGGAAAGAGAGUGGUCCUGUGUAGCAGCUUGCCGGAAUAAGCGACUCGUAGCUGUUGGAUUAAAUGACUCUAGCCCCAACUUCAAACUUGUUUAUGUAAAAUUGCCUUGUGACGGAGAAGAUAGAGGAAACAACAGCAUUGACGACAGGCUGGAGAUGGGACUCCACCAGAGCAGCCGAAAGAGGAGUCGUUUGAAUUGCUUGCUUUCCUGAUGAUGCUCAGAUGGACGAUGCAUCGGUAAAAAGCGAUCAAUAGAAGAUUGAAAUUAGGUCAUACUUGAAGUGAGAUGAGGAACGUUUUUUAAGUUUCCCCACUCAGUUUUUAGCACGUUUAAUCGCAUAUUAUCGCUGUACCAAUGAGCUAAGAGAGAAACCUCCACUACAAGUUAAGUAACCAUGAGCAAAAUUUAUAGCUAUCACAAUACAAUUCUAAAGGCACUCUG